GGAGGUGAGAAGGAUGCUCACUUCACUAUUAUUCAGUGCUCACUUUAUAUCAUGAGAAACAAGACGAAAACUUUAAAUAAUUUGCUACUUUUUAACAGGAAAUUCCAACUGAGGACACUUUGUUGCACGCUAAUGUGGUUGAAAUAAAAAGAUUGAUGACUAUUGUUUUUCUCACGCAAGUGAGUGAGUGCACAACUCGCCUCUGCAAGAGAACUGUGUAAACGGGUCCUAAGUAAAACGCUUAAUUUAAAUUUAAAAUUUCAAAUCGCCUGUAACGAUAUGUAUCUGAACUAUCUUUUUUUGAAAUAAUAUGAUCAAAUGAGAUUUUUUCCAUUUUAAUGUGCUGGUAAAUAGCUUAGUAACAUUUCAAUUGUUUUAUCGUAAUGAAAUGAAAAACAAUUGUACAAAUGAAAUGCACCGAUCACAGCGAUAGGAUAUAUGAUUAAUGUAAUGUGAUUUAUUAUGCACCUUUUUUAAUUCCCUUUUUCUUUCGGUUGUUCGUAAAUUGAAAUUGAUUUAUUAAAAUUAAUAAAUAACAGAAUUAAGUGAAAAUAAUUACCAACGCCAAGAUUGAUUAGUUUCACUGACCGCACAUAGUCCCACGAUUUGUAAUCAUCAAUAAUUAUCAAAGUAUCAAUUUAAAACGAAACAAUUCUAUAUAACCACCUUUUUUCAAUCGUCUCUAAGCUUAGUGAGCUGUUUCGAGCCAACCAAAGAUCAACAUGUCUCGUUGGCCCUUAACAAUGUGCUUUGCGUUUAGCGCAAUGUUCUGUUUAACCGUACAGCAAGCCGAUCGACUGGAAGAUAUUACAGCCUACUUGAGCCAUUUAACGUACACUGUGCAGAAAGAACAUUUAGGAGUGUUUAACUGCUGGUUACUUGAAUUUUCCAACAACGCUAGCCAUUCUACGGUGCUAAAAAGCUUAGCACAUAAGCUCAGCGCUCAGCAUGCUGGUCUCCUGCAAGCAAACCAUCAAGGAAACUACGUGCCUACCGGGCGAGAGCCCAACAUGGUGAUAAUAAUGUGGGAAAAGCAGGAAGAGCUGGGUGGCAAUAUUUACACCCACCAGUGGAUUGCCAACAUACCGCCCGAAUGUCCCACGAUUGUACUCUUCGAUCGUAGUUGUGACGCAGCACAGCCACAGCAAAUCGGGACGUACUUUGUGACGAGAAAUGUUCUCUACUUUGCAUUGAUCGCGAUCAACGAGGAUGCAAUUUUCACCUUUCACUAUCUCCCGUUGCGCAUCACGACCCACUCAGGAUUCCCGAAACUCAACGAACUUUUCUUCGAUCGAGUGAAAACCAUUCAGUACAACCGUUUCGCGGCUGCGUACGUAGCAGAUUUUUACACGAUAAAUGUUUGCGACAGUCUGGUGGGAGAGGACAUGAAGCUGUUCACUCUGUUUGCGGAAACCGAACAAUUCGUAGCAAACUUCGUACAACUUCAAUGCAACCGCAGUGAAACGAUAUCCUUAUGCUUAUCUCGAUACGAUCGAAUACAUUUCUUCGUGAAUCGCUUUUUUUUGGUGCAUUAUAACAAAUUCGCCGUCAGCAGUACGACCAUGGCACAGAUUGCGAUUGCAACCCCGAGAGGACGCUUGCUGACUGUGUGGGAAAUACUGCUCAAACCAUUUCAACUUUCUGCUUGGACUGUAAUAUUUUCCGUCCUUGUAGCGUUCCAGCUUGUUCAACUAUGCUCACCGACACUGUUCGCCAAUAAUAUCCUCGCCUUGGCUCUGUUUGGAUUCGAAAAGCGUAAACUGCGCCUUACAAAGUAUGGCGAAAAAAUUGCAACCAGUGCGUUGAUCAUUUUCUUCUUCCAGCUAAAGUGUGCGUACGAAGCAAAGCUGGUAUCGUACCUUACCGAAACACCGCAUUUACCGGACGCCGUGUCAGUGGAAGACUUGCGUGAUCGAAACAUCACUGUGUACUACAAAAACGUCAAUAUCGACUACGUGGACAAACUUGCCGGGAUGGUUGCAACGCACGACGGAGACAAAUUCUUUUACGAUGGUAUUACGCUGAUGGAAAAUCGAGAAGUUUUGGUUGCAGAGAAAUUUUUUGCCGACAGCAUCGAGGGUUAUGGAAUGCUGUAUACCAUACUUCCCGAAAAUAUUCUUGAAAUUCUCCCAUUUUAUGCGUUCGGCACUAACUCACUCUAUCGUAAACGAUUUCAUAAAUACCAGCAGAGAGUGUUUGAAGCGGGCAUGCAAAUACACUGGCGAAGGGAACGUUUCAAUUGCUUUCUUUUGCACAUCGUUAGCGCUCAACAUGAACGUGGAGCAAAGAAACGGGCGGAUGUUACUAUACGCUAUGAGCAUCUGAAGCCACUUGUGCUGUUCUUCCUAGCGCAGUGGGCAUUGGAAAUAGUAAUCUUUCUAGGAGAAAUGAUUAUUGGAAGGUUUGGUGCUUAAACGUGAUCACAAAGUAUUGAAGAAGGAGCAGUGUCGCACGAUCGCUUGAUCAAACGAAAGAAAGUGGAGAAUAAAUUUUGCCACCAAUAUUUACGUUAAUCUCAUACGAACACAUUCUUGUGAGCAUAAGGAAUAAUAGUUAAGGCACAAGUAGAAUUAUUCACGAAUUUUCCAAUCUGACUACAGCACAAUAACCUACGCCUGCUUAGAGCACAGACAUUUGAUGAUACAAAUAAAAAAACUAUUCAUACCAGGUCUACAUUAGUUGUGAGAACAGACAGGUGAAAUGUUUCUGAUUAUAAGCGUGAAUACUAAUAACUAACUAAAUAA
This is a messenger RNA of Anopheles funestus (African malaria mosquito), 2744 nucleotides long. RefSeq lists its product as uncharacterized. Bases 723 to 2414 code for a protein of 563 amino acids. The record is from RefSeq and is a predicted model, not a curated record. NCBI's taxonomy places the organism in Eukaryota, Metazoa, Arthropoda, Insecta, Diptera, Culicidae. The transcript has a single exon.